ACCCAAAUUUGUAGCCCAAGUAGCUAUAAAAAAGGAAGGGAAUGAGGCCAAUAUCCGAAUUUGUGAUAACGACUCAAAGCGGCAGCCUGCCAGCCAGCCAGCCAGCGAGGGAGCGAGCGAGCGCUAGAGGGUCUGCAAAUUUUAGGGUUUUGGAUUGGGAAGGUCAGGAAGAGAAAGAGCCAGAGACAGAGUGUGAGAGAUUUUUUUAAGAGAGGAUUUGUGAGAUCUUUUGUUUUGAGUGACUUAGGGAUUUCAACGCUUUUCAUUUCUCAGCUCAAUUUAUCCUGUUUACUCGAUGGAACGGAAGCUUGUGGUUUUGGGAAUCCCUUGGGAGGUGGAUACUGAAGGUUUGAGGGAAUACAUGAGUAAAUAUGGUGAUUUGGAGGAUUGUAUUGUCAUGAAGGAGCGAACUACGGGUCGAUCCCGUGGUUUUGGUUAUGUAACGUUUGCAUCGGCUGAUGAUGCGAAGAAUGUGCUAUCAAUUGAGCAUUUUCUUGGUGAGAGAAUGUUGGAAGUUAAAAUAGCUACUCCAAAGGAGGAGAUGAGAGCACCCGUAAAGAAAGUUACCAGGAUAUUUGUGGCCAGGAUUCCACCAUCAGUGGAUGAAUCAACCUUUCGGAGGCAUUUUGAGGAGUAUGGUGAGAUAACAGAUUUAUACAUGCCGAAGGAUCAAGUCUCAAAAGCUCACCGUGGAAUUGGCUUUAUCACUUUUGCUAGCGCAGAAUCUGUGGAGAAUCUGAUGGCUGAUGCUCAUGAACUGGGUGGUUCUACAGUAGUAGUUGAUCGAGCAACACCUAAGGCAAAUGACUUAAAGCCAAUAGGCAGAAUGUCACAGGGGGGGUACGGUGCAUACAAUGCUUACAUUUCUGCUGCCACUAGGUAUGCUGCAGUUGGUGCUCCUACCUUGUAUGACCAUCCUGGCCCCAUGUAUGGAAUAGGAGGGGAGUCCAGCCGAGGGAUGGGCAAAAAGAUAUUUGUUGGCAGACUUCCUCAGGAGGCCACUGCUGAUGAUCUGCGUCUGUAUUUUGGUAGAUUUGGCCGUAUAAUAGACGUUUAUGUUCCUAAGGACCCCAAGAGAUCUGGCCACAGAGGUUUUGGUUUUGUGACUUUUGCUGAAGAUGGAGUUGCAGAUAGAGUAUCUCGUAGGUCUCACGAGAUUUGUGGACAACAGGUGGCCAUAGAUUCAGCAACACCCGUUGAUGAUGCUGGCCCUAGUUUCAUGAUGAAUCCUGCUGGACCAUUUAGAGGUUUUGGUGGUCCAAUGCGCCCCUUUGGUAGGAUGUAUGGAGGACUGCCUUAUGAUGAUUGGGGUUAUGCAAUUGGGAGUGGGAGGCCAUCGAGAGCAGAUUGGCGGUACAGGCCAUACUAAAAGAUGGAGUGGGGAAGUCAAAAGUGUCACUGUUAAAACUUAAAUUAUCUAAAGAUUAUUUCGUGAUUCAAUUAUCAAUAUCAUUUAUUCACAGAUUAUAAAUCAUAUAGUGUGGAGCCUUAGUUUUCAAUGUGUAGGGAAUAUUCCUGUUGAAGUCUCCAAUUAAAACUAUGGUAUUAACUUUUUACA
Molecule: messenger RNA, 1558 nt
Organism: Gossypium raimondii (Peruvian cotton)
Lineage: Eukaryota; Viridiplantae; Streptophyta; Magnoliopsida; Malvales; Malvaceae
Exons: 14
Coding region: 296-1369 (357 amino acids)
Molecular function (GO): RNA binding
Source: RefSeq, a predicted model, not a curated record